Messenger RNA from Blepharisma stoltei, 399 nucleotides. The record is from the annotation of a GenBank genome assembly. Lineage: Eukaryota; Ciliophora; Heterotrichea; Heterotrichida; Blepharismidae.
AUGGACGGAGGAUAUACGCUUCGCACCAGGAAGAUCAUGACGAAUAAACUUCUUCACAGACUUCAAAUGGUUGUUGAUAUAAUCCAUCCUGAACUCGGAGGAGUAUCUGUUGAAAAAAUAAAGGAAAGACUCGCAAAAACCUACAAGGCAAAGCCUGAACAGAUUAUUGUUUAUGGAUUACAAACUGCUUUUGGAGGCUCAAGAUCCACAGGAUUCGCAUUGAUCUACGAUAAUAAGGAUUUCCUAGCCAAAUUCGAACCAAAAUACAGAUUGAGAAGACUAGGAUUACUUCCAGCUAAAACUGGGUCCAGAAAACAAAAGAAAGAAUUGAAAAAUAAGAGAAAGAAGGUCAGAGGAAAAGCAAAAGCUACCGUCGGCGUUGGCAAGAAAAAGAAGUAA